Lactuca sativa (garden lettuce) is the source of this 1041-nucleotide messenger RNA. Its product is annotated as chaperone binding / ATPase activator. The record is from RefSeq and is a predicted model, not a curated record. Gene Ontology annotation, molecular function: protein-folding chaperone binding; ATPase activator activity. Gene Ontology annotation, biological process: protein folding; positive regulation of ATP-dependent activity. Lineage: Eukaryota; Viridiplantae; Streptophyta; Magnoliopsida; Asterales; Asteraceae. Gene Ontology annotation, cellular component: cytosol.
GGCGUUUCCAGUGAUUAUCACAUAUAAAUACUCCCAAUUUCUCGAUACCUCCAUUUAUGUCGGAAGAAAGUCUUCAUCCUCCAGAAGCUUCCCCAGUCAACUCAGAUCUUCUCUUCUUAUAGUGUUCCGUAGGUCGAUUUUGACCACCAUUCUUCAAUUUCAUCACUUCUUCCUCAUAAUCCCAUAUACAUUCGUCCUUCAUCGAAUCAGAGGGAUCCAAGUUGAUUGGGUUCGAAUCGUUUUUUGGGUACAAGAGAGGAACUUUAAUCUGAAGAUGGAGGGAGGUGGUGUGGUGUCAUCGGAGAAGCAGAGUGCAGAAGCAACUGCGGCGUCGUCUUAUACUUAUUGGGUGAGAGAAGCUAAACAAGAUGCUGCACCACUUCCUGUUCCUCGUAAGCUCACUUCUGAGGAUCUUUCAGUUGGGUCUAAAUCCUCUAAUCAUCUUGGUUCUGCCUGGAAUAAGGCUGGAACAUGGGAGGAGAAGAACUUAAACAAAUGGGCAACUGAAAGAAUCAAGGAGUUACUUCUGUCAGUUGGUUCUUUGGAGUUCACUUCUGGAAAGGCAGAAAUUGCAGAAGUAUCAAGAUGCACAGGAGAUGCAUUUUUGGUAACUGUAAGGAAUAAGAAACGAGUUGGAUACACGUAUGAAAUAACAUUGAAGGUUAAAGGGGAAUGGCUUAUUGGAGAAGAGAAGAAAACAUUUAAAGGCAAUUUGGAUAUAGCAGAGUUUUCCUUUGGGGAACUUGAUGAUUUACAGGUUGAAGUAAAGGUAAAUGACGAAAAGGACCUUGUUCAUCAAGAUAAACAACGAAUUCGCGAGGAUAUGAAGAUGUUCUUGAAGCCUCUCCGUGAGAAAUUGCUUGAGUUUGAAGCCGAACUCAAGGAAAGGUAGAAAUGAGUGAUGAUGAUGUUGUCAUCUCCUUAGCAUUUUAUGUUUUUUUUGUUGUUUUGAGAUAUUGAAAGAAUUUGUUUCAAAGGAACCUUAACUUUCUCAAACAUGUAAUUCUAGCUAAAGAACUUUAUUUGCAAGACAUUUCGAUA